AUGCAAAUUUCCGGCUUGUUUCCCGACUUAUCGGUGGUUCUUUCGUCGGCCGGUGACUAUAGGUCACGGGAAUUCAAGCAUUUCCACUCACCCUCCGACCCCAAGCGCCUUAAUAGGAUCCCCAGAAGCUGUCAAUUUUGUGCUCCCAAGCUAGGUGUUGGGUCAGAUAAGUUAAGGAGGAGAAGCUUUACUGUAAGAGCAUCUGGGAAUUCUGGGGGUGAUUUAGUUCCAAUAGCUCCUCUUCAGUUGGAAUCCCCAGUUGGGCAGCUUUUGGCCCAAAUAUUGCAAACUCAUCCACAUCUGCUCCCAACAACAAUUGACCAGCAGCUUGAGACCCUCCAGAGUGAAAGAGAUGCCCAAAGAGAGAAAACACCUCCUGGAUCUCAAGAUCUUCUCCUCUAUAAGAGGAUAGCUGAAGUGAAAGAAAAAGAAAGGCGAAAGAUAUUGGAGGAGAUCAUAUAUUGCUUGAUUGUACAAAGAUUUGUAGACAAUGGCAUUUCGAUGAUCCCAAAGAUAUCUUCAACAUCUGAUCCUGCUGGAAGGGUGGAUUUUUGGCCACAUCAAGAACAUAAGCUGGAGUCCGUGCACUCUCCCGAGGCAUUUGAGAUGAUUCUUAGCCACCUGUCUCUUGUCCUCGGUGAGCGUACGGUGGGACCCCUUGAUACUAUUGUUCAGAUUAGCAAAAUUAAACUGGGAAAGCUUUAUGCUGCUUCUAUUAUGUAUGGAUAUUUCCUCAGAAGAGUCGAUGAAAGGUAUCAACUUGAGAGAUCAAUGAAUACCCUUCCAGAAGGUUUCAAUGAAGACUUGGCACGAUUUGAAGAGCCCGUACCAGAAAAGCAGCAAUGGGAUCCAAAUUCUUUGAUACGGAUCUAUCCUGAUGAUGGUGAUGGAGGAGGUCUAACAGAUUCCACCAAUGAGGGUAAAUCAUACCGACUGAGAUCCUAUGUAAUGUAUUUGGAUGCAGAAACGCUUCAAAGAUACGCGACCAUAAGAUCUAAAGAAGCAAUAUCUUUGAUUGAAAAGCAAACGCAGGCAUUGUUCGGCAGGCCUGAUAUUAGGGUCACAGGAGAUGGCUCCCUCGAUACGUCAAAUGAUGAAGUAGUUUCUGUUACUUUCGCUGGAUUGACCAUGCUGGUACUGGAAGCAGUUGCAUUUGGUUCAUUUUUAUGGGAUGCUGAAAGCUAUGUUGAGUCCAAGUACCAUUUUAUUAACAGCUAG
Messenger RNA from Fraxinus pennsylvanica, 1218 nucleotides. The record is from the annotation of a GenBank genome assembly. Lineage: Eukaryota; Viridiplantae; Streptophyta; Magnoliopsida; Lamiales; Oleaceae.